Molecule: messenger RNA, 609 nt
Organism: Trachymyrmex septentrionalis
Lineage: Eukaryota; Metazoa; Arthropoda; Insecta; Hymenoptera; Formicidae
Exons: 1
Coding region: 16-486 (156 amino acids)
Cellular component (GO): extracellular region
Molecular function (GO): chitin binding
Source: RefSeq, a predicted model, not a curated record
UGCUCGCACGCAACAAUGAAUCGUUUCUCGAUCAUCGUUCUUUUGUGCCUUUACACUACUUUCAAAAUCGCUGAAAAUCAAAUCAUCACACGUUGCACGGAGAUAGGUUCUUUCGAGAUUAUCGAUGGAACUUGCAGACAUUUCUAUAUUUGUGUGGAUAACGGUGUGAAUCUCAUCCCAGUGAUAUUUUCUUGCGACAAUACUUUUAUAUAUAAUCCUGCCCAGGGUAGAUGCGUGAAUGAAAGCACAUUUACGUGCCAACAAAUGACGACAACAACAUCAUCGACAACCACCUCAGCACCACUCUGUGUUAGAUAUGGCAGAUUCCCGAAACAGGACGUGAACUGUAAGAGUUAUUAUUUGUGCUACUGGAACGGCACCAGUUACACCAUAAUGGAUAAUCUCUCGUGCCCGAAUACGCUGAUAUUCAAUCCAACAUCAGAAAAAUGUGUAUCGCCGCUGACAUUCACAUGUUCAGGGACAUAAGGAUAAUAGAACAUUACAAUCAUACUGCAUAUGUUUUCAGUCUAUAAGAUGCUAAUGUACUUCUACAAAAUCAUCGUGUAUCUUAAUGUAAAAAAAUAUUAACAAUUAUUAAAUUGUUUAUCA